GUUAUUUCAACGAAUACCCUGUUGAUAAUUGGUCCUAUUCAAACUUUAUUCGCUACGCUCUUAAAAAAAGUUUGAUUCCAUCUGACCCUGUUAAAAUCUAUAACUACCAGUACAAGAAGUGUUUAGAAGCGAUCGAACAAAAAUACAACCCUUUAACAAGGGAGUACUCGAAAGCAAAUUUAUUAAAGAAAUCAUUUAAGGGUGCCCACGCGCCAACCUGGGUUUCCUCGUCGCAAUAUCAAUUGUUAAGGCAUGGAAAGAGAGCGAUUGAGCUUGGUGCAUUGGCACAAAACGAAGAAAUUGAAGAGUACAAGUACGAAACUUCAUUAAAUACUCAUGUGAGAGAGGAAAAGAAAUUAUAUUCCAGCCAGCAAUUAGAGUCACGGAAACGAAAUUGCGGUUCAGCUUUCCCAGAAAAUAAAGGACACGAAUCUGAUUCUGAUGAUCAUAAGAAAAGAUAUCAGCAAAACUCGUCACAGAAGAGACAAUGCACCGAACCAAUUGUGGUUGCUGAAAACAAUCCGCUUUUAGAAUCAGAGAAUAAUUUGGACAAAGAGAAGAAUAAUGAGAAUACUCCUCUGGCUCACGAUAACGUUGAAGGCGAGUCACAACAAUGUAAUGAUGAUGAAUCGUAUGGCGAAGUAUCCCCGAAUUUGUUUGAUGAAGACCACUACUAUACUUCAAAUUGCGAACUAUCUGAGGAAGUGAAGCAUUUGGACGCGAAUGAUGCAUUAAUUCGGAAUACCUUUCUUGAAGUUCUACAUCAAUUCCGAUCCAGGGAUCUUGAAUCAGGCAAAACAAUAAUGGAUUCGAAUCUUUUAAAUGGAAUAAUCGAUAUAACUGAUCCUAUAGUGAAGGAAAGCAUACGAUCAAAGUUGAAUGAAGGACAACAAUCAUGGCUUAACCAGGUUCUAGAAAAAAAAACUUGGGACCCGACUCCUGAGUUUAAGGAUUACUGUAGUCAAUUUACAGAAGAUAGGUGCAACCGUGUCCACAUUCCCACUCUUGUACGAAAGUCUUUUGUUGCUGGACACUUUGAUCCCUUCCUUUAUGAAGGACAUGACAUCGCACAACAGAUAAUGACACAUUUUUCUGUACGUCUAGAAGCUCCCAAUAAUUCUGAGUCAAAUGAAUCGGAUUUGGAAAGAACAUAUGCAGUUGACACAACGAUAUAUAUUGUGAACCGUCUCUUUCGGAUGCAUCAGGAUGUUCUUGAACGGACAUGGCUUGAAAUACUUACAAAAGAUACCAAGAACCGAAAAAUAGAUGGUGCUUUGAAAGUACUCAAAAUGAGAAAAAAGGAGCAUCAAACGAUAUGUAUUGUUGAAUUCUCUUAUGGUAAAAAGGCCCCUGAUAGUAAGGAAACUGAAGAUGAUGUCAAGCUUGCCCGUAAUGCAACUCGAAUCCUAAACAAACUACUGGAUUCAGUUCCUUGUAAGAAGGCGCGUGUGUAUACGAUUCAAUGUGUGAAUGGACAGAUUCAUAUACGAUAUAUAGCUCGACCCCUUCCCUCAAUAUACCUUUAUGAUGAAUUUGCGUGCAUUAAAAUCCAGAACUCCUUUGAUGACAUGGAACAAUUUGCUAUAGACAUGAAAAUGCUAAUGGAUUUUCAGAGUGACGUUUUAAAAACUGUAAAGUCAGUGAACAAACCCGUUGAAAAUAAGAAUGUGGAUAAGUCCGAAGUUGAAAUUACACCAAAGAAGGCUACAAAGAAGGCUAAGAAAGAUGUUUAA
Molecule: messenger RNA, 1733 nt
Organism: Funneliformis caledonium
Lineage: Eukaryota; Fungi; Glomeromycota; Glomeromycetes; Glomerales; Glomeraceae
Source: the annotation of a GenBank genome assembly